Molecule: messenger RNA, 1746 nt
Organism: Drosophila elegans
Lineage: Eukaryota; Metazoa; Arthropoda; Insecta; Diptera; Drosophilidae
Exons: 5
Coding region: 408-1373 (321 amino acids)
Source: RefSeq, a predicted model, not a curated record
GGCGAUCAGUUCGAGCUGAGAUCGCGACGCGUUCGCUUCGAUUUCUUACCCGCUAGCCGUGCAUUUUCGAUCCCCGAGAUUGACAAACAAUACAAACGCAAAACAAAGUUGUACUCAAAAAAAAAAACAAACAAAACGCGUAGCAAAUUCAACUAUUUUUAGCGGAUUACCAGCCAAGUGAAGUGUAAUGAAAUGUGUACAGCGGCCAGAAACUAACAACCUGUCGCUGUGGCUGGCAAAAAGCGUUAACAAUAAAUAAGCGAAACAAUACCAACAGCACAGCCAGUUCAACUGUAUAACAAUGUGGAGAGAAGGCACCUCGAGGAAUUGCUAGUCGGGUCCAUUAGCAGUCAAUCAGCCGAAGAGCCAGCAGAAGAUACAGAUACAGCCAGCGGAAGAGAUACAGAAUGCACGAGAGACAAGUGAAGAAGUUGAAGGGCAGCCAUUAUGUGGCCACGCACGGGCGCCUCACUCCGGACCCGCCCUACGUGCACUCCAACCGGGGCUACUCCACGGACGGGGACGAGACCCACUCCCACCGCGCUCCCUCGGAGCGCACCUACUCGGAGUACACGCUGACCCACGAGCGCAUCUCGCCGCAGUACAAUCCAGGGCGCAAGAAGCGCUCCUCUUCGGCGAACGGCCACCACCAGCACCUCCAGAGCAGCUACAGCCACAGUCAGAUGGGCCUCUCCAGUUCGCCGGACAACGGCGGUCCCCGCUCGCUCAGCGGUCCGCCGCCGACGCGUCAGCCGCCGCGUGCUCCGUCCGCCCUGAGCUACGACCAGGCCGGGGACGCUGGCAGCGACAUCUACGUGACCAGUGCCGCCUACAAGGCUCCCUCCGAGAUCAGUCGCUACAGCCAGCGACCGGUGUCCCGAGGAGCCCCGCGGAGUGUCUAUUCGGUGGCCAGUACGGCCAAAACCGGACGCAGUGCCCGUUCGACGACCAGGAGGGGUGCCAAGAUCGAGACGAUGUCUGCCCCGAACCCAUUCUGCCCGAAUGUCAAGGGCGUCUGCUGCCUGAUGCUGCUGCUGAAUCUGGGCCUGAUCCUGGUCACCCUGGGCUUUGUGAUCGUGGUGCAGUUCUACGAGCCGCUUUACGUGUGGAUCCUGGGAAUUGUGUUCCUGAUUUUCGGCUUCCUCACGCUGAUCGGCUGCAUGAUCUACUGUGUGUAUGUGUUCCGGGACGCCAAGACGCCGUCCCAGGUGCGGAACGAGGAUCUCUACUGGACGCGUCACUGGCAGAAGAACAUUGGAUACACGCCGCAGGAGAUCAACUACAAGGCGGACAAGUACGAUGCCUACUCCGAUCGCUAUUCGGUCAGCAAGCUGAGUGGCAAAUAUUCGGACAGGGAGAGCCAGCGAUAUUGAUUCUUUUUGUUAUAUACAUACAUACAUAUACGGUUUGAUGGGGGGAUCCUUCAGCCGGAGACAGCGAAAAAUAUGCAUAGAAACGUAUAAACCACUUAUAUCUUAACUAAUUGUAAGACUAUCUACUAGUUCUAAACGGUUAUUAACAAGGCCCCUCAACGUACCUGCUGCAAGUUGCUUGCUAGUUUGUAUGUCUUAAGAGAGAAACUGGACGGAAACGAGAGGAUACAUGAGAGUAUUGUAAUCUGCCAUAUUUGAGAAGGUUUACCGCUCGUUCGGCUAAUCAAAAACAGAGAGUUUUAUGCUAAAAUUGUAACUGCAAUUGUAACACAUGAGAAAUAAACAAGCAAAUAAUACGUAAUACAGAAAACAA